AAGGAGGAGAAGAAGGUGAACGCUCGAGGAAGAUAAAAAGAAAUAAGAAUUGAAGGAGAAUAGGGGAGGAAGAAAAUAAAAUUUGUAAAAAUUAAGAGAAGAGACUUAACGACGCGGCGUGUUGGCGAAUUUUUAAUCGCAUCUGUCUCUUUCUCCUUCUUUAACUUGUUCUCGCAGAACCUCCGAUUAAAUAAUAUUCUAUCUUUUUCUUCGGCUAUAAGUGUAAGCUCACCGCGCGCGUCGCGGUGCCAUUUUGGCAAAAUGAAAAUAAUAACGGUGAGGAGGCAGGACGUAGGGCGUGCUUCACCGGCACCGCUUCUUCUCCUCCUCCUUGGGAUUUUACUCGGCGGUUGCGUCGACGCCGUUCUAUCGCGUUUACCGCGUUCCCUCGACCGUUCGAAAAAUGAGACCAAUUGCGAUAAAGUCGCUCUCUUUUUUGAGAACGAGAACAAUGUCGUUGCGAGGCUGAUUACUGUCAACACGGAUUCUGGGACCACAUCUUCUCCUGCAUCCAAGACGAUAUGUGGUGCCUCAUGCUGUGGACAUGAAGUCGAGAAUCUUUUGAGACAGAAAGCCGGAAGGGAUUUUGACGAUUUGAUUCAUCAUCACAGCAGGAGUCUUCAGGGACUUCUUGCCACGACUGCUGAUUCAUUAAGAGAAACGGUAACGACAUUGGCAAAACAAUCGGAGUUGAAGACGAUGACUCUCUUCGAUCAAGUUUAUAAAUCUAUGGCAGUUAAAAGUAAACCAUCGAUUAGAGCACUUUAUCAAGCAAUGAUAGACUACGUGUCACCUAAUAACACCCCGGACAGUUUACAACAGCCGUUGACUCGUGAGCUUCUUCACGAAAGAUUCCUCGAAUUUUUUACACAAUUGUUCCCGGUCGCUUAUCAUCACGCCGUGAAUCCCGGUAAAGAUGAUUUCUCCGAUAAAUUCAAGUCUUGCUUGAACGAAACCAUGGAUGAGAUCCAACCGUUCGGUGACGUACCAAAACAAAUCUCCCGAGUUGUUGGUAAAAGUCUUGAAGCUACGAGAGUUCUUAUCCAAGCAUUGACGCUCGGCAAAACUGUCUUAGACAGGACCGAUAGCGCACUAUUUUCUGGCAACAGUCCUCAACAAGAAGCUUGCUAUAAUGCCCUACUUAGGAUGACUUAUUGUCCACGUUGCCACGGCAUCGAACUAACCGUCAGACCGUGUGCCGGAUUCUGCACCAACGUUAUGAGGGGAUGCUUGACGGAGUCGGCAUCGGAGUUGGAUCUCGCGUGGUCCGGUUACGUGGAAACGGUCGAGAGGCUCGUCGUGGCGGUCGACGGUCGUAACGAUCCUUUGGGUCUGAAUGCCGAGAGGGCCGUCAGACAAUUGGACACCCGCAUUUCGGACGCCAUUAUGCAAGCCAUGGGGAACAGCCGGGCUCUCGAGGAGAAGGUGCGAAAAGUGUGCGGUCGUUCGGAUGUUGAAACACCAUCCGAAACCAGUGGAAUAGCACCAGAUGCAGUUGAGAGGUCAUCCGAAGCCAGUCUAGAGAUGCACGCAGCUGUACCGCCACCAUCAUCGUCCUCAUCAACAACGCACAGAACACUACCUAACAAGUUGCACACACAACUGGGAAAUUUCUUGGCCAGUGUAGCAAGCUCUCGUACCUUCUAUGGCACCCUUGCUGAUACUAUUUGCGAGGAUCAUCCUGAUAAAGGUUGCUGGAACGGUGAACGAGUUGGAGAAUAUUCGAAGACCGUGGUCGACUCGAGUUUAAGUGCUCAGAGAUACAAUCCAGAAUUCACAGUGACAACGGUAUCGUCAACGGCUUCCUACGGCAAUACGAACACCAGCGUACUCAUUGACCAAUUGAGGCACAUUAAUCAGAUAGUGCAGUCGCAGUUGGCAUUGGCACCGGACGGAGGAACUCCGCUUGCUGAAGAAGCUCACGAUGGUUCCGGAAGUGGUGACAGACCUGGUUGGAGGAAAAAAGGUGACACUAUGGAUGACGAUGACGAAGAUUCGACGAAUGACGAUAGAGAUGAUGAAGAAAUCUCUGGAUCAGGAAUGGGACCCACUACGCCAGAUACAUCGGUGAAGACCCACCAAGAUACAAACUCAAAAGUAGCUUCAUCGAAUAUGCUGAUGCCAUCGUUGACGUUGAUCCUCGUGUUCUGCAUAUUAGUCGCCUAAGAAAAAAGAAAAAGAAGGAAAGAAAGAAAGAAAGAAAGAAUGAAUGAAAAAAAAAAGAAAUAAAAAUCAUUUCCUGUUUCCGAAAGAAGAGCCUUCCCGAUUGGUGUAUCCGAACAAAACGAUUUUCUCUUCCUCCUUUUCAUCCUCGAGACAGUGAAAUCGGUUGAGGGGGGGGGGGAAACGCGAAUAAAGGACGACGUGUUGUUUAACGCGCGAUAAUACGCUUUUAUUAAAAUUUUCUUUUUGUUUUGCCCUAUUCGUCCUAAUCGAGGACGAAUCCUAGAAUGGAUUGGACGAAAAAAGUAAAAAAA
Molecule: messenger RNA, 2477 nt
Organism: Polistes canadensis
Lineage: Eukaryota; Metazoa; Arthropoda; Insecta; Hymenoptera; Vespidae
Gene: dally
Product: division abnormally delayed protein
Exons: 8
Coding region: 262-2166 (634 amino acids)
Biological process (GO): positive regulation of canonical Wnt signaling pathway; cell migration; regulation of protein localization to membrane
Cellular component (GO): extracellular region; cell surface; plasma membrane
Source: RefSeq, a predicted model, not a curated record